Molecule: messenger RNA, 2578 nt
Organism: Pipistrellus kuhlii (Kuhl's pipistrelle)
Lineage: Eukaryota; Metazoa; Chordata; Mammalia; Chiroptera; Vespertilionidae
Gene: MAPKAPK5
Product: MAPK activated protein kinase 5
Exons: 15
Coding region: 1007-2230 (407 amino acids)
Biological process (GO): protein autophosphorylation; Ras protein signal transduction; negative regulation of TOR signaling
Cellular component (GO): cytoplasm; nucleus
Molecular function (GO): mitogen-activated protein kinase binding; ATP binding; calmodulin binding
Source: RefSeq, a predicted model, not a curated record
UGGCCCGCUGCGGCGCUCGGGAAGGCCCCGGCAGGCGCCUGCAAGUGCCCCGCGCGGCUGGGCAGCGGCUCGGAGAGCCCAGCGGGCCGCGGCGAGGGGCGCGUAGAGCGGCGGGCCGCGGGGGCGGGCGCGGGCGUGGCUGCCGGGAGCUCAGGCGGGGCGCGGCGCCGGCGGGCGGGGCUGCCCGGCGCGGGUGUCCCGGCGAUGUGUGGCGCUGAAGCGGCAGCGGGAGCAGCGGCGGCGGCAGUCUCGGCGUCGGCUUCGCGGCGGUGCCGGCGGCGGAGGCGGAGGCGUAGGCUCCUCCCGAGGACCUGGCGAGCGCGGGCCUAGGCGGCGGCCCGGCGAGGCCCCUGCACCGCGCUCGGGCUCGGGGCCCUCUCCGCCUCGCCCUGCCGCGGGAGCCUGCGUCCCCGGCCGGGGAUGAGGCCGGGAAGCAGCCGCGCAGGGCCCAGCACAAAGGCCUGUCCCCAGGGGCCGGCACCGCCACUGCCGCCGCCGCCAGCCUAGAGCCGCCUGCCGCUGCCGAGCCGGCGCCGGGGUCCUCAUCCCCGCCGGUCCCCGGGGCCGGCUGCCGCCCCCCUCCCCGAGGCCCAGGGGCCCGGGCGCCGAGCCCCGUGCUCCCUUCGCCGCGGUGGGCCCGGACCGCUGCGCAGCCUCCGCCGCUCCCGGCCGUAGGGGCCCCACGGAGCAUGUCGGAGAGCGACAUGGAGAAAGCCAUCAAGUGCCGCCAGCAGUUGCUUCCGGAUGAUCCGCUUGCUGCAACAGCACUUGGAGACUUGGACUUUACCCAUCCCUCCGAUUUGUUUGAAACUAGCCUCUUGGAAAUCUGCAGUUUCAGAAGGAGGAAACCUCCAUUUUAGAGGAAUAUAAUAUCAACUGGACUCAGAAACUGGGAGCUGGAAUUAGUGGUCCAGUUAGAGUCUGUGUGAAGAAUUCUACCCAAGAACGGUUUGCACUGAAAAUUCUUUUUGAUCGUCCAAAAGCUAGAAAUGAGGUACGCCUGCACAUGAUGUGUGCCACACACCCAAACAUAGUUCAAAUUAUUGAAGUGUUUGCUAACAGUGUACAGUUUCCUCAUGAGUCCAGCCCCAGGGCUCGACUCUUAAUUGUAAUGGAGAUGAUGGAAGGGGGAGAGCUAUUUCACAGAAUCAGCCAGCACCGGCACUUUACAGAGAAGCAAGCCAGCCAAGUAACAAAGCAGAUAGCUCUGGCUCUACAACACUGUCACUUGUUAAACAUCGCGCACAGAGACCUCAAGCCUGAGAAUCUGCUCUUCAAGGAUAACUCUUUGGAUGCCCCAGUGAAGUUGUGUGAUUUUGGAUUUGCCAAAAUUGACCAAGGUGACUUGAUGACACCCCAGUUCACCCCUUAUUAUGUAGCACCUCAGGUACUAGAGGCACAGAGAAGGCAUCAAAAGGAGAAAUUUGGCAUCAUACCUACCUCACCGACACCCUACACUUACAACAAGAGCUGUGACUUGUGGUCCUUAGGAGUGAUUAUCUACGUGAUGUUGUGUGGAUAUCCUCCUUUCUACUCCAAACAUCACAGUCGGACUAUCCCAAAGGACAUGCGGAGAAAGAUCAUGACCGGCAGUUUUGAGUUCCCAGAGGAAGAGUGGAGCCAGAUCUCAGAGAUGGCCAAAGAUGUUGUGAGGAAGCUCUUGAAGGUCAAACCAGAGGAAAGACUCACCAUUGAGGGAGUGUUGGACCACCCCUGGCUAAACUCGACUGAGGCUCUGGAUAAUGUUCUACCCUCUGCUCAAGUGAUGAUGGAUAAGGCGGUGGUUGCAGGAAUCCAGCAGGCUCAUGCGGAACAGUUGGCCAACAUGCGAAUCCAGGAUCCGAAAGUCAGCCUCAAACCCUUGCAUUCUGUGAACAACCCUAUUCUGAGGAAGAGGAAAUUACUUGGCACCAAGCCAAAGGAUGGUGUUUAUAUCCACGACAGUGAAAAUGGAACCGAGGACUCAAAUGUUGCCUUGGAAAAGCUCCGAGAUGUGAUUGCUCAAUGUAUUCUCCCCCAGGCUGGUAAAGGCGAGAAUGAAGAUGAAAAGCUGAAUGAAGUAAUGCAAGAGGCUUGGAAGUAUAACCGGGAAUGCAAACUCCUGAGAGAUACUCUGCAAAGCUUCAGCUGGAAUGGUCGUGGAUUCACAGAUAAAGUAGAUCGACUAAAACUGGCAGAAAUUGUGAAGCAAGUGAUAGAGGAACAAACCAUGUCCCAUGAAUCCCAAUAAUGACAGCUUCAAACUUUGUUUUUUUACAACCUGAAAAACUAUUCUUCAAUGUAAAAAGUAAUUUUUAUGUAAAUUAAUAAAUCAUAAUUUCAUUUUCACAUUGCUUAAAGAUAAUGUAUAGAUUUAGAUAUGGUAUUUACUAAUAGAAUAGUUCAUUUGUUUGUUUUUAAGAAAACUUAGUUCCUAGAGAUAUACAUUAUUUUAGGACUGCUUAGUCAUGUUUAUAAAAUGACAGAUAUAUCAAGCAAGAUUGUUUUAUUUGUAAUAAAGUAUAUAAAAACCACUUGUUAGCGAUAGACAAAGGACCAACUAUACUGAUCUUUCUGCUUAGUAAACGGUUGAAUCAAA